Hydatigera taeniaeformis is the source of this 150-nucleotide messenger RNA. The record is from the annotation of a GenBank genome assembly. NCBI's taxonomy places the organism in Eukaryota, Metazoa, Platyhelminthes, Cestoda, Cyclophyllidea, Taeniidae.
AUGUAUGUGUGUUCUGCUACAUUAAUAUUACACGCAUCACAACAACGGGGAAAUGAGAACGUACGGCUCAGGUUUGGGAUACUGAAAACGGAGAAGAGAGAGCUUCAUUUCACCAGUCUCCUUUUUGAUGGUGACGCAGUAAGUGUGUAA